Messenger RNA from Pararge aegeria (speckled wood butterfly), 2212 nucleotides. It is a transcript of the gene Cog7, whose product is annotated as conserved oligomeric Golgi complex subunit 7. Gene Ontology annotation, biological process: retrograde vesicle-mediated transport, Golgi to endoplasmic reticulum; Golgi organization; intracellular protein transport. The transcript has 17 exons. Gene Ontology annotation, cellular component: COG complex. The record is from RefSeq and is a predicted model, not a curated record. The coding region runs from base 99 to 2129 and encodes 676 amino acids. Lineage: Eukaryota; Metazoa; Arthropoda; Insecta; Lepidoptera; Nymphalidae.
AUUCCAGAUUAGAAAUUAAAAAGUUCCUUUUAUUUACAAACAAGAAGUUCAAAGUGUUUUUAGUAUUUUCGUAAUUUAACUGCAUUUAACUAUUAGAAAUGGAUAUAAAAACGUUCUCGGAUAACGAUUUUGACCCAAAGAAAUGGAUUAAUAAAGCAUGGAGCACAAGCGAGAAUCAUGAAAAAGAGAUCUUUGUGGCUAACACUGUGGCCAGAUUACAACUGUAUAUGAAGCAGCUCAGCAACUCUCUGGACGAGACUACUUCCCAGAUAGUAUCGUCAGUGCCUCGCAUCCUGCAAGAUGCGGCAACUCUUCAGUUGGAAGGCGCGAUGUUACAGCAGAAGCUCGUGACCUUGGAACAGCAAGUCCAGGGUGUGGAGGAGCAGACCGGCCACUCGAUACAGAGCUUGCAGAGAAUAGAUCAGCUCAAGAGUAGCUUGGAGAACGCGGCCUCAGCUCUCCGCGAAGCCGACAAAUGGGUGGCGCUAGCGACUUCCUUGGAGGAAAUCCUGGAGUCCGGAGUCCCCACCCAGAAGGACAAGCUAGCUGAGCUGGCGAAACAAGUCGCUGCAAUGACAGCUAGCUUAGAGGUAUUGAGCGAUUCAACCGACUACGAAACAAAGAGGGUGCAGCUGGAAACGUUGUUCAACAGACUGGAGGCGGCCAUCACCCCGCCUUUCGUGGAGGCGCUGACUCUUAUGGAUGCCGAUCGCACCCGCGCCUACGUGGGCGUGUUCCGCGGUAUGUCGCGGUCGGUGUCCGCCUGCCGCUGUUGGCGACGCGCGGCGGCCUCCGUCCACGCCCACAGCUGGGCGCGUGCCCACCACCAAGAGCUCCGCCCGCUCACCACCAUGCUAGCUGAGGAUGCUGAGAAACAGGUGGAUUGGCUUAUAUCGGUUCUGAAGUCAGACACCCCACUCGGAGAGCUACUUAGACUGUACACUGACUUGCUGCUGUCUUUGGACCCCUCACCCACUAAGAUAGUAACGGCAAACUUCAAGCUAUGCCAAACCCCGGAUGAAGGCAUCGCACUACUGAUCGACCUAAAGACGGACAUAGACGGUUUUAUUAAUUGUAUUAGAAACGUUAUAGACGCACCGAGAUCAAACAAAGAGGAGCUUGUUCCCGCGACUUUGCGCGAACUGGGUCGCGCCGCGUACGCGCCUCUGAGGGAGCUGAUGCCAAAAUACACGGACAUACAGACAACGCUGUUCCUAUCCCACUUGGACGAUCCGAUGCUUAAACAGGAGGAUCUUCUGGAAUAUUCCAGAGCUGUUCUCUCCAUGGCGGAGAGAAGCGAGGGUUGGUUCCACACGGCCUACAAUAGGGGCAAGAGUAUUGCUGGUCAAGCGACGUAUCCUUUCUACGCGCCGGCAGUUGAGGCGUUCACAUCAGCUCUCCUGAACCUGAUAACCUCCCACACACGCCACAUUGAGAGCUCGUUCCUAUCAUCGGUCAAUGCUGGGGAGAACGCUGGCGUCCUCAGCGAGACCUUCCCUGCCUCGCUGUUGCUGGAGAGCGCCGUCACACAGCUGCUUGGCGUGCUCGCUGACAGACAGCGGGUAGAGGAGACGGACGAAGAGCCCAAACCUCAGCACCCACUUUUGGAUCUACCAACCUUCAUACUAGACGCAGACGCUCGGGACACCCCUAGGGCUCCGCCCCCCAGCGUAGCAGGGCUUCGACGUGCGAAGGACGUACUGAGGAACCUCGCGAGAUCAAUAUUGAGGAAUCCCAUCGAUAUUCAGUUGGAUAAAAUCCCUCAGUUAUCCGUUUGGCAUAACAACGACGCUUUGUCAACCGAUCUGCCAGACUUUGCGCUCUCCCCGCAGGAAUACAUAACUGAGAUCGGCCAGUAUCUGAUGACCUUGCCUCAACAUUUGGAAAUGCAUUUGUCUGAGAAGCAAGCACCUUGGCAGUUCCUCACCGAGCUGUGCACGCACACGUGCGAGGUGUACGCGGAGAAGAUCCUAAACAUACGCAACAUGGACGCUCUCGGCACCAAACGCUGCCUCACCGAUAUGACGUAUUUAUCCAGCGUAGUGGAUGACCUUGGAGGCAGCGUUACGCCCGCCCUGAAGAGCUUGGAGAAGUCACUGCGAGCGACCACGCCCGCGCAAGCAGAGUGAAAACAGUCAAAAUAUAACUAUGAUUAAUAUAUAGAAAAUAUGUUAUGUCAAAGAUAUUUAUUUAAAUAAAGAAAUUAAACGAG